GUCACCGUAUUCCGAGCAUGCCUACAAAGGUCGAAAAUAAACAAAGACCCAGAAAAGAGCCUUGCGUUAUUUCGGUCCAAAUUGAAUCCGAGCGUGCGUUUAGCGUCCAGUCAACCAUGGAAAACGUCUUUUCGUGUCGAGCAAGUGUUUAUUUAGAUCAAGGAGGCAGGAAAUACAUGGAGGAUUUUGUGCAGAUUAAGCAGGAUGAUGAGCCGAGCGAGGACGAGCUGAACGCCGCUGCUGAGCGCGGCGAGACGGAAGUGGAGAAUGCCAGCGAUAAUCUUGAAAAUUCUCCCGCGGAACGAGCGCGAAGCCUUGUGACUGAUGGAUCGAGUCUGGACUCUCCGCCGAGGUCCAGUGUUACAGGGGUAGAGAAUGAUGAAGCCGAACACAGUGCGGUGAAAAACAGCCGUCGUUCCCGGGCUGUGGCUUUCUACGCGGUGUUUGAUGGGCACGGCGGCCCCGACGCGGCGCGGUACGCCCAGACUCAUCUCUGGGAUCUCAUCAAAAAACAAAGAGGCUUUUGGUCUACAGACGACGAAGAGGUUUGCGCAGCCAUACGGAAAGGAUUCGUCGCCUGCCACCACGCCAUGUGGAAAAAACUGCCGGAAUGGCCGAGGACAGCGACAGGCCUCCCCAGCACAUCUGGAACAACUGCAAGCGUGGUUGUGAUUCGCCGUGAUCGCGUGUACGUGGCCCACGUUGGAGACUCGGCGGUGGUUUUAGGGGUGCAGGACAGUCCCACUAAUGAGGUGCUUCGAGCAGAGGAAAUCACACAGGAUCACAAACCUGAGCUACCAAAAGAGAGGAAAAGAAUUGAGGGCUUGGGAGGGAGUGUGAUUAAAAAAUCCGGAGUGAAUCGAGUGGUGUGGAAGAGACCCAGGCUGACGCACAACGGGCCGGUCAGAAGAAGCACAGUCAUUGAUCAGAUUCCUUUCCUCGCUGUAGCUCGAGCUUUAGGUGAUCUAUGGAGUUAUGACUUCUACAGUGGAGAAUUUGUAGUUUCGCCUGAGCCUGACACUGCUGUUAUCAAGCUGGAUCUGAAACGGCACCGUUACAUCAUCCUGGGUAGCGAUGGCCUCUGGAACAUGGUUUCACCACAAGAAGCAGUAUCCAUGUGUCAGGAGACCGAUAGGGCCAAGACUAAGUGCCAUAAGACGAGGGAAAAUGUUUGUAGUGCUCAGGAGCUGGUGAACCAGGCCCUUCAUAGAUGGAGUCAGCGCUUGCUUCGUGCUGACAACACCAGCGCUAUAGUCAUUUCCUUGGAACCAGUAGGAACGUUUUCUGAACCUUUGCCCCCAUAUGAAGUUGUGUACAACCUACAAGGAGCAAAGUCAUGCUCUACUACAGAGUCUUCAUCCAGCACACCACACAUCCAGGAUGCAGAUGUGUCUUCUUCCAGGUGUGAACUGGAAUCGUCAUGCCAACAAAACACAGACAGCGGGAUGAGAAGUUCCGAAUUCUCAAAAUCUGACUUUCCUAGCAAAGGUCUCAGUGAUGAGAGCUUGAACAGUGGCAAGAAUAGUGACAUAGUGCCCACUGGCAAACGAGUGUUGGAGGAUCUCUCCAUUCCUGCAGGAAAGAGGGCACGCCGUAGUCUCCCUCACAGUCACGCUUCCUCGUGCACUACUCGUCGAAGGUACAGCGAGCGUCCGUCUCUAAGACGCGGGAGCAAAAAUCAAAAGCAGUCCAGCAAAGUACAAGGUCUAUUACAGGAGCACGGAAACGCAACUGUAUGCGUUUGCUAACAUUCGUCUUGCGCAUGUUUUUAUUUUUAAUGCACUCUCACGCUUGUUGGAUGAUCACAAACUCUAAUUAACUUCUUAUAAGCUACUGAGGAACCAGGCUCUAAAGUUAGAAGGUAAAAACCUAAGAAUGGAUGGAUUUUUUUAAGAGUAAAGCAGGCAUGACAAUGCAAUAUAGUGUACUGCUUUUCAUUUGGCAUAUUGUGGCAAACCUGUUGUGUUCAACUUUUUUUCCAGGUCAUGUAAAAUAAUGGAGGGUCUGUUUAAUGCCCCAAAUUAACCUUAGUCACCUUCUCUAUAUUGUUCAUGUUCAAUCUUGUAAUGCUGCAGUCCAAUCACCUACACAUUUUUGGCCUUGUACGUACUUGGGGCUCGGACACUUUAUGUUGAAUUCCUGCUGUCUUCCAUUCAUCGCGGUGGAAGGAUCGUCUGAAAAAUUCAACAGAAGAAUGCAUAUCUUCCGGGAAGAUAUUUCUCAUCGCAGGCGACGUGUAAAUAUUCCAAAGAACAAUUUUAAAGAGUGACAAUUUACUUUGAGCCAGUCAAUAGUCUAUGUAUUUUUAUACGCUUUGUUUUACAGAACAAAGAAGGCACACAGUUUCUACUAGCAUGAAAUCUUAAUCUCCUGUCACUAUGUAUGAUCUUACCUCGUCAAACAAGCAAGAAAUAUAUACACGUCAAAGUCGAAGUUUUAAAUACGUAUUAGCAUUAUCCAGCAUCUCAUUUCCAGAUAAUUGUUUGUUACAUUGGGUUUACUCAUUUUGAAAGUUGUUUUUUUGUUUGUUUCCUAUCUGUGAGACCAUUUAUGUGCAACUUAAGGUGCUGCUAUGUUUAACCAGGUAAAUAAAACCUAAUAAACUAAAUUUAAAAAAAGUGUUGACUUGCCACCCAAAGUCUUGUGGUAUACAAGUAGAACAAAUUCUCCAAAGUGACCAGCUGACAUCUUAAUACACAAAAUGAACCCCUGAGCAGAGCUGCUAUGUUCAGGAUAUAACUCACUAGCUAACAUUAGUCUCAUUAGCUAGCUCUCAUUACCUGCGAGCUAAUAUAGAUAUCGUUUGCUACUCAACAAUUGCUGUUAGCUAAUCUACAGUAGCUCUAUUGCUAGCUAUGACCACUAGCUAAUAUAUCUGUCAUUAGCUAUCUAACUACAGUCACAGUUCACUCAAGUGUAGUAGUCUACCCAGUGAAGUCAGAAGGGGAAACAUCUGUGCAUGUUGUCUAACCUGAAGUGAUAAAAAGCCUUUAAUGGACCCUUCUGAGUUGUCUAUUUUGAACCGAACUGACGGACAUAGCGAGAUUCUAAUUGUGCCGUUAUAUCUGACUAUAAAUAUAUUAGAUCCAACUAUAAAUCUAGGUCAAGAAAGUACAUAAUAUAUACAACAGAAACUAGUACUGGCAUGCCUAUAGUUUAGCUCUUAGUCUGAACAUCUUUAUCUGCCACUGCACUCAUGUUUGCCUGUGGAUAUUAUGAAUAUUAACAGUAAUUAAAGUUGACACAAAUCAUAGAAAAUACAGUAGACUUUAGUUUUUCCACAUCAUGUAUUAUUUACUAACUUGUAUUGCCUGCUCUGUUUGUUUAUUCCACCAAAGUAACUGGUGUGUCUGUGGAUAAUGAAACUCCCCAAAACACAGAGAUCAUUUUUAAUGGACCGAGUCAAGACUGGUGAAAUUUGCCAUAUCAUCAACUCUGAUUGAUUGAUUUGUGUGUUUGAUGUGUCUAUUUUGUAACAACUGUAUUGCUCACUCCAUUGCAUCUCUGUUAUAUUAACACUGGUGCUUUAAUGUAGUUGAUAGUUAUAUAUUAAACAUGGAGCUAUCCUGCCAUAGUGGUAUAAGCCAGAUUUAUGCUUCUUAUAUAAUUGUUUUCCUUUAAAGAACUAUGUUCUUGAUGUUCAUAUCUUCUUCUUCAUCAUCUUGUCAUAAACCUGGUUCCUUCUCCCAAACAAAUAGCCUCAAGAAGAAUGUGGCUCAGUUAGCUCAUUUGCAUAAGAAACAAAACCUACUUUGAAACUCAUUCUAGGAUUUUUGCCGCAUGUUCACAAAGCUAAUGUCCAACUAGUAGAGUUUAACCCUCCAUAAUUGUCAAAAAUAGGUCAAUGUUUGUAAACAACAUGGCCGCCACAAGAUAAUCAUAUCUAGUAAAGGAGAGUCUAAUUAAACUGUUGCAACUCAUGAUUGAUUGUAUUGAUUCACACAAUAAUGAAAGACAGGAAAAGGUCCUGAGGAUGUCUCUAAAAUGUGGGAUGUGACAAUACAUAGUAGGUUGGGGCUAUGUUUAGAUAACUGUCCAAUUAAUCUGUAAUUUGGUCUAUUGCAUCUCAAUAAUCUGUAAGUGGAUUUUUGAUUAUUGACAGAUUUUUAAAAUAAAAAAUAGCUGCCAUCAGCCACUCAGUUUCCAUCAGGAAUUUGACACUGAUCUAUCAUUCUUAAACUUAAAUAGGAGAUACUGGAGGCACUAUUCAUAUUUUGCACAUAAUAUAACAUUCAAGCACAUCUUGUGUAAAAUAAGGUGAAGCUUCGUUUUUCCUCUGUUAUUCAUUUCCUGAAACUCAACAGUAGAGGUUUGUAAACAUGACCACCAUAGGCCACUCUAACAUUGUGAAUAUUGUGAAUGGCAUGUUGUGAUUCACAUGGGGUUGAAAGCCUUAUUCAGGACUAAAUGCUGACGUUAUCUGUAAAUGCUGGGGUGUGGACAUUUACGGGGCAGGGAUUCGUUCUCAGACCCCAUAAAUCUGAUCAGGCUAAAAUUUAGUGUACUGCAUUGUUGUGCUAAUCUGUGAGGAACUUUCUACUGCUAAUCUGAUUAAUUCAAAAACAUAGCUGCUGUUGGCCAAUCAGCUCUCAGUAUACACUUCACAGCGUUAGCACUGAGCUACCAUCAUAAAACUUUUAAAGUAUGCUCGUCUAUGGUUGCUGUAGUGUUUGGCAAGAUUGAUGCUUGGGUCUAUAUUUUUAUUAAUUGUUUAACAGUUGAUUUAAAAAAAAUGUUAACAUUUUGUCACAAAAUAAGGUUGGCAUGUAACUACUAAAGAUCACUGGACCUUGUUGUUGUACCAAAAAAACAGUGAAAAUACGGUGAAGUCGAAAGAAAAAUAAAUGACACUUAAGUUUCACAAUAUGUGACACUGAAUCAGGCCAUAAAUCCUUCAUGUACGCAUUGUAGCAGAAUAAAAUGUGUGUAUGCACAACAAUAGUGGUACAAAAUCAGGCUGGGUAUGUGUAGAGUUAAUGAGAAAAUGCUGCAGAACUGAUAAACUAAUAA
This is a messenger RNA of Hemibagrus wyckioides, 5010 nucleotides long. It is a transcript of the gene ppm1da, whose product is annotated as protein phosphatase, Mg2+/Mn2+ dependent, 1Da. Lineage: Eukaryota; Metazoa; Chordata; Actinopteri; Siluriformes; Bagridae. The record is from RefSeq and is a predicted model, not a curated record. The coding region runs from base 18 to 1748 and encodes 576 amino acids. Gene Ontology annotation, biological process: protein dephosphorylation. Gene Ontology annotation, cellular component: cytosol; nucleus. The transcript has 6 exons. Gene Ontology annotation, molecular function: cation binding; mitogen-activated protein kinase binding; protein serine/threonine phosphatase activity.